CACGCUUGCACUUCGCGCCUGCAUUCGCGCGCCCCCGCGCGGGAGGGCGCGUGUCCGUAGCCACUGGAGGGCGCGCAUGCGGCGCGUGUCCGCAGCUACCAUUUGGGCGCAAGCGGCCCCAGCGCAAGAGGCGGAAGUAUUGCCACGCAUUGCCCGGCCUCAUCGCCCCCCGGGCGUUCCUCUCAUAUCCCUGUGCGCAUGCGCCUGCUGCAGCUCUCCGCGGCCCACCUGCGCAGCGUCGGGGAGCUGCUCGCGCAGGGCUCGGCGCUCCGCCUCGCCCUCGCCUGCCGGGCCUGCGCGGCGGCGCUGCGCCACGGCAGCCUCUGGCACUUCAGCUGCCUCGUCUUGGACGGCGACCAGCGCUACCACCCGGCAGGCAUCCUCUCGGCCGUCGCCGCCGAGGGCAUCCGUGUGCUGCUCGCGUGCAACCUCGGCUGGUCGUUGUUCCGGGAGCUCGCCGGGCGCCCCUUCAACGAGCUCCGCUCCCUGUUGAUCUCCGAGUGCAUGUUUGAGGGGGUGGGCGCGCGGGCGGUUGCGGAGCUGGUCGCCCGCCACGGUGUCCGCAGCCUGGUGCUGCACAACUGCUUCCUCGAGGAGGGGGACGUCGCGGCGAUCGCGGCCGCCGCGGAGCCGCUCGAGUGCCUGUCCCUCGCCGAGGCCGGGCUGCGGCCCGUGCCGCUCGGAGGGCCUCUCGGCGCCAUCCUGCGCCACGGGCGCCUCGCCCAGCUGUCGCUCUGGGGCUGCCUGCGCCUGGAGGAGGGACGACUUCAUGGCAGCCCUGCGCGGCUGCUCCACGCUGAGGAGGCUCCGCAUCGGCAACAACAGGGCGCUGCGAGACGGCACCGUGCGCCUCCUCUGCAAGAGCAUGGGCGGCAGGGUGGCAAGCCUCGACCUCUCUGCCGCUGCUGGCGGGGCGCUGACGGACGAGUCCGGCGCGGCUCUGGCCUCGGCCCUGAGCGAGGGGCUCGGCCUGACGGAGUUGCGACUGGGCGGGCACAGGAUGACCAGCAGAUCGCUGGCAGAGCUGUUGGCGUCUGGCAUGCGCCUCCGGGUCCUCGACCUCUCCGGCAACGACCUCGACGCGCCCACGGCGGCAGCCUGCGCGGGCUGGCCAGAGCGCCUCGAAGUGCUGCGCGUCGGCUCGGGCGGCGAGCGCAGCUUCGACGACUUCGACGGCGACGAGGGCGGCGAGGGCGGCGAGGAUUACGGGGGCCCGCCGAGCGCCGCGCGCUGGCGGCCCUGGACUGGGUCGCGGGCGGCCUCGGCACGCUGCGGGUGCUGGACGCUUCGCGGGCGGGCCUCGAGGACGCGGCCCUAGUCGGGCUGGAGGCCGCCCGCGCGGGUGCCGCGGGGCUGGCGGAGGUGGACCUGUCGCACAACAUGCUCACGGAGGACGGUGCCGCGGCCCUCCUGCGCACGCUGGCGCACGGAGGGAGCCAGCUGAGGCGUCUGGACCUCGCGAUCAACUAUCGAGGGGGUGCGCGCACGUCGCCGCCGCUAUGCGCCUUGGUGGGUGCCUCGAGCUGCUGGAGAGGCUGUCGCUGAGGGCGAACUCCAUCGCCGAGGCGUCGGGCAUCGCGGCAGCUGUAGCCUCGGCCUCCAGUGCGCUCCAGGAGCUCGACCUGCGCGAGAAUCUGCUCACGGACACGGAGGCACGACGGCUGCUGCGCGCAUGGGCCGGCGGCGGCCGCAGCAGGCGCGGCAGGGCAGGCCUCGAUGGAGGCCUGGCGCUGGCGGACAACGUGCUGUCGGACGAGCUGGUGGCGGAGCUGGGCCAGGGUGCCGCGGGCCUGGCGCGCGAGGCGGCGACGGAGGGGCCGACGCCAGGACAGGCGUCGCCAGCCCCGCCAGGAGGAGCGGUGACGCAGCCUGCGGCGCCACAGGGCGUGACGGGUGCAGCCACCGCCGUGCUUGACUCCGGCGACCCCGCGUCGGCGUCUUCCUCGGGGAGGCCAGGGCCCGCUGCGCACCCCGCGGGCGUGAUGGAUGAGGAACGCCGGGCAGAGCCUUCGCUGCUGACGCGCGAGCAGUGGCAGGAGGACUUGGAGUUCUUCGCAUGGGUCGAGUCUCAGAUCAAGUGAGUGGUCCCUCCCCAUCGGUUCCCUACGCUGGGAAGAACUACACUGACGGCCAAG
Messenger RNA from Prorocentrum cordatum, 2135 nucleotides. The record is from the annotation of a GenBank genome assembly. NCBI's taxonomy places the organism in Eukaryota, Dinophyceae, Prorocentrales, Prorocentraceae.